This is a messenger RNA of Ahaetulla prasina, 3713 nucleotides long. RefSeq names its product zinc finger protein 420-like. Gene Ontology annotation, biological process: regulation of DNA-templated transcription. The coding region runs from base 236 to 3340 and encodes 1034 amino acids. The record is from RefSeq and is a predicted model, not a curated record. The transcript has 8 exons. Gene Ontology annotation, molecular function: RNA polymerase II cis-regulatory region sequence-specific DNA binding; DNA-binding transcription factor activity, RNA polymerase II-specific. NCBI's taxonomy places the organism in Eukaryota, Metazoa, Chordata, Lepidosauria, Squamata, Colubridae.
CUGGGGUUCCGCAGGAGGCGGAGAGGCUGCGGGAGAGUCUGGCGGGGGGAGAUCCAGACGUUCCCCGGGUACACCAAUUGGAAGUAACUUCUACAUCAUUGCAUGCAGGCAGAAUUAUUUUCUUAACUAAAGACAGGCGGCAAAAACCCCAGAAUUUCAAGAAACGGACCUGUCUUUAGGAGAUUGAGAAGAUUCCUUGUACCCAAUUGAAGUUGCCUUACGGGACAGAGACAGGAUGGAGACACAACUUUUAGGAAGUGAGAGGAAUGGAAAAGGCCCUUUUGCUGUUCAGCCUGGCAGCUGUGGGGAGAUCUGGGCAAGAACUGGGCAGAAGAUCCUGGAGGAGGAAACCCUCCAUUCAGAAGUUCAGCCCUGGAACUUCAGGAGCCUCCAAUACCAGGAGGCUGAGGGUCCCCGAGGACUUUGCAGCCGACUCCACAACUUUUGUCGGCGAUGGCUGAGACCAGAAAAGCACACCAAAGCCCAGAUGCUGGACCUGGUUGUUCUGGAGCAGCUCCUGAUCCUUCUGCCCCUAGAGAUGGAGAACUGGGUGCGGGAAUGUGGAGCAGAGACGAGCUCCCAAGUGGUGGCCCUGGCUGAAGGUUUCCUCCUGAGUCAGGCGGAGGAGCAAAAGGAGCAGGUUGAGUUGCAGUCUGUUGUGAAGAUCAGAGAUCCUGAUAGAUGGAGAAAUCCAUCAGAUCCCUUUCAGGAGGUGUUUUGGAGGAGGAUCUCUCAGGAAGAUCCAACCAUCUCAGGAGUGAAGAAUAGGAUGAAGAUAAUGCCUGCUUGUGAUGGAACUGAAACAAUCGUUGGACCUACAACUGAAGAGGGCCUUGUGACCUUUGAGGAGGUGGCUGUGUAUUUUUCUGAGGAGGAGUGGUCACAGCUGGAUCCUCAUCAGAAAGCACUGCAUUCGGAAGUCAUGCUGGAAAACCAUAGGAACGUGGUCUCUCUGGGUAAUAAUGGACAGGAAAAUGAAAAUUCCACAAAACCAUUCCGAGUGAUCACUCAUAAAGACAGACUUGAGAACCCCGCAAGUCAAAUGGAAGUAGAGACGCAUGAGAUAAACCAGUCAAAUAAUUGGAAUCAGGAAAGUUCAUCUUCCAUUGAAGUUCCAAUGCAAGACUUUUUUGCUCAACAAGGAAAAAUAAAGAAAAAAUACAUUACAAAAAACGUAAAACUAUUCAAAGAUAAAUUUGUUGUGAAUGAACACUAUCCACCCCAAACCAAAGGAGAAAGGAAAAUAUGCAGAGACAAUGAAAAAAAUUCCACUCUUUCGUGUGAAAAUGGGUCCCGUAAAUAUCAGAAAAGCAUCCAGGUAGGAGAGAAGCCAUAUACAUGUUUGGAAUGUGGAAAGAGCUUCAGAAGAAGCAGUCAUCUUACUUCCCAUAACUGGAUCCACAUAGGGGAGAAGCCUUAUAAAUGUCUGGAGUGUGGGAAGGGCUUCUGUGAAAACAUCUCUCUUACUGUUCAUAAAAGGAUCCACACAGGGGAAAAGCCAUAUAAGUGCUUGGAAUGUGGAAAGAGCUUCAGAACAAGCAGUCAUCUUACUUACCAUAACUGGAUCCACACAGGGGAGAAGCCUUAUAAAUGCGUGGAGUGUGGAAAAGCCUUUAUUAAGAACAGCCAUCUUACGUCCCAUGCACGGAUCCACACAGAGGAGAAGCCAUAUAAGUGCAUGGAAUGUGGAAAAAGUUUCAGAGAGAGCCGCUCCCUUACAUCUCAUAAAAGGAUCCACACAGGAGAGAAGCCAUAUCAAUGCAUGGAAUGUGGAAAGACCUUCAUUCAAAGCAGUCAUCUUACUUCCCAUAAAUGGAUCCACACAGGGGAGAAGCCGUAUAACUGUAUGGAGUGUGGAAAGGGCUUCAGUCAAAGGAGUUCCUUUAUUUCACAUAACUGGAUCCACACAGGGGAGAAGCCAUAUAAAUGCCUUGAGUGUGGAAAGGGCUUUAUUAAGAGCAGUCAUCUUACCUCCCAUAAGAGAAUCCACACAGAGGAGAAGCCAUAUAAGUGCACGGAGUGUGGAAAGAGUUUCAGAGAGAGCCGCUCCCUUACAUCUCAUGAAAUGAUCCACACAGGAGAGAAACCAUAUCAAUGUAUGGAGUGUGGAAAGACCUUUAUUCAGAGCAGUCAACUUACUUCACAUAAAAGGAAACACACAGGGGAGAAACCAUAUCAAUGCAUGGAGUGUGGAAAGAGCUUUAGUCAUAAUAGUUCUUUUACUUCCCAUAAAAGGAUCCACACAGGGGAGAAGCCAUACAAAUGCAUGGAGUGUGGAAAGGGAUUCACUCAAAGGAGCUCCUUUACUUCCCAUAAAAGGAUCCACACAGGGGAGAAGCCGUAUAAAUGUGCAGAGUGUGGAAAGGACUUUACUACAAGCAGUUAUCUCAACUCUCAUAAAAGGAUCCACACAGGAGAGGAGCUGUUCAAGUGCAUGGAGUGUGGAAAGGGCUUCUCUUGGGAUAGUCAACUUACAAGUCAUAAGAGGAUCCACACAGGGGAGAAGCCCUAUAAGUGCCUGGAGUGUGGAAAGAGUUUUAGGAUGAACAGUCAAUUUAUUUGCCACAGUAGGAUUCAUACAGGGGAGAAGCCAUACAAGUGCAGGGAGUGUGGUAAAGCUUUUAUUAGAAACAGUUAUCUUAGCUCCCACAAAAGGAUCCACACAGGGGAGAAGCCCUAUAGCUGCAUGGAAUGUGGAAAGAGCUUCACUAAAGGGUGGUCUCUUACCAUUCAUAAAAUGAUCCACACAGGGGAGAAGAGUUAUAAAUGCACUGAGUGUGGAAAGAGCUUUAGUAAGAACAGUGAACUUGUUUACCAUAGCGGGAUUCAUACAGGGGAGAAGCCGUAUAAGUGCACCGAGUGUGGAAAGAGCUUUACUAAGAAUAGUCGACUUAUUGAUCAUAGUAGGAUUCAUACAGGGGAGAAGCCAUAUAGAUGCAUGGAGUGUGGUAAGGGUUUUAUUACAAAUAGUUAUCUUAACUCCCACAAAAUUAUCCACACAGGGGAAAAGCGUUAUAAAUGCACCGAAUGUGGAAAGAGCUUUAGUAAGAAUAGUGAACUUACUUACCAUAGUAGGGUUCAUACAGGGGAGAGGCCAUAUAAGUGCAUGAUGUGUGGUAAAGCUUUUAUUAGAAAUAGUUAUCUUAACUACCACAAAAGGAUCCACACAGGCGAGAAGCCAUAUACGUGCACAGUGUGUGGAAAGAGCUUUAUUAAGAACAGUCACCUUACUUGCCAUAGUAAGGUUCAUACAGGGGAGAAGCCAUAUAAAUGCAUGGAGUGUGGUAAGGAUUUUAUAACAAACAGUUGUCUUAACUCCCACAAAAGGAUCCACAUGUGAAAAGCAUUAUAAGCACAUCGAUUUAGGAAAAUGAUUUACUAAGAAAAGGAUCCACAUGCGAGAAGCCAUAUAAAGGCAUGGAAUGUGGAAAGACCUUUUCUUGGAGCAAUCAUCUUAAUUCGUAUAACAAGAUCCACAUGCAAAAAGCCUUAUAAAUGUUUGAAAUUUGGAAAAAAAUCAAAUCCUCACAUACACGGCAAAAAGAUUCAGGAUGUCGAAUUCUCUCACAAAAAUGGAAUUAAAAACAUAAGCCUCUCAAAUGCUUGUGCAAAAGACCUUUCAAACAUCUGGGCCAUACUAUACCUUUCUAUUGUGUCACAAGGGCUAAGAAAAAGUUUAAAAGUUCAAUUUAAAUAAAAUUAAUUAAAUAUCA